AGCCGGAUGUCCCGGAUGUGCUUUCACAGCAGAGUGCCGUAUUCCAAUUUUCAUCGAGCGCCAAGGCUGGGCGAUUCAAUCCCUCGAAUAUCGUAAUCAACUGUAAAAACAAAAGUGAUUAGUGCAAAGAUUAAGACGCCACUAUAUUAUCUGUCAUACGAUGUCAGUUGUACCUCCAAAUCGAUCAUCUACCGGUUGGCCUCGUGGAGUAAAUCAGUUCGGCAAUAAAUACAUUAGCCAGCCGGCUAAACCGCUCACCCUGGAGAGAACAAUCAACCUAUACCCACUAACAAAUUACACAUUCGGCACCAAGGAGCCGCUCUAUGAGAAGGACAGCUCAGUAGCCGCACGCUUUCAGCGGAUGCGGGAAGAAUUUGAGAAAAUCGGGAUGCGGCGGACGGUGGAAGGGGUUCUGAUCGUUCAUGAGCACAGACUUCCUCACGUGCUGCUGCUGCAGCUGGGAACCACCUUCUUCAAACUUCCCGGGGGUGAGUUGAACCCUGGAGAGGAUGAGGUGGAGGGGUUGAAACGACUGAUGACUGAGAUUUUGGGGCGUCAGGAUGGAGUGAAACAGGACUGGGUCAUUGAUGACUGUAUUGGGAACUGGUGGAGACCAAACUUUGAACCACCACAGUACCCUUAUAUUCCAGCACACAUCACUAAGCCUAAAGAACAUAAGAAGCUUUUUCUAGUACAGCUGCAAGAGAAAGCGUUGUUUGCUGUGCCAAAAAACUACAAGCUAGUGGCCGCCCCCUUGUUUGAGCUUUAUGAUAAUGCUCCUGGAUAUGGCCCAAUUAUUUCCAGUCUCCCACAGCUACUGAGCAGGUUUAACUUUAUCUACAAUUGAGAGACGUGAGGUUUUGUCAUGACCGUGGACUGUCUCUGUGAGCGCAGUCUGAUGGGGUAUCAGAUGAAGAUUUGUGUUAAGGUGUUGGCAAGGUCCAUUGAGGUUUAUGAAAUAUUGCAUUUUCUGGCCUGUCUGCAUUACGUUGAUUUAGAUUGCAUAGGAAUUUGUGAAUUUUUUUCUCAUUUAUAGAUACAUUGCAAAUCUUUGUUUUUGAACUUUGUCAUCAAGUAACUACAUUUUUAUGUUUGACUAUGCGGAACCCAGUGUCUUUUGAAAAAAAAAAAAUGUUUUAGUGACUUAAAAAAAAAAAAAAAACUUGUAUAUUAGUCAGUGUUUUUUAUAAUAAAUUGUUCUCAUGGAUAUUUUGCAGGUUUCAUUUUGUAUAAUUUAUUGUUGCUGUGUAUGAAAGAAGAAUUAGCAUUUUUGUCAUUUAUAUUCUAAUAUGGCUAAUUAUGGUACUAUAUAUGUUAAUAUUAGUCAUGGUUUCUUUAUCCAAAAACUGUCUUAAUUUAGUUUUAUAGACCAUUUUCCACACUUAUUCUGAUCUUAGGAACUAAGACUGUUUUGCUCUAAAAUCUGUGUAUAUGGAUGGACUGAUAUGAAUCAUAACUUGUAAAUAAAUUUAACCCACUCUUUCCUGAAGUUUAUCAGAGCCACGUUUGCUACACAGCCAAGAUAAAGCACAAUGUGAAUGGAAAAUUGUCAACCAAAAAUAUAAAAUUUACUCCCUCUCAGGUCAUUCAGUGUAUAGACGAGUUAAGUUUCUUUAAUUG
Carassius carassius (crucian carp) is the source of this 1620-nucleotide messenger RNA. RefSeq names its product cleavage and polyadenylation specificity factor subunit 5. NCBI's taxonomy places the organism in Eukaryota, Metazoa, Chordata, Actinopteri, Cypriniformes, Cyprinidae. Gene Ontology annotation, cellular component: mRNA cleavage factor complex. The record is from RefSeq and is a predicted model, not a curated record. Gene Ontology annotation, molecular function: mRNA binding. The coding region runs from base 161 to 847 and encodes 228 amino acids. The transcript has 7 exons.